Molecule: messenger RNA, 10835 nt
Organism: Engraulis encrasicolus (European anchovy)
Lineage: Eukaryota; Metazoa; Chordata; Actinopteri; Clupeiformes; Engraulidae
Gene: lrba
Product: LPS-responsive vesicle trafficking, beach and anchor containing
Exons: 56
Coding region: 696-9791 (3031 amino acids)
Biological process (GO): intracellular protein localization
Cellular component (GO): membrane; cytosol
Molecular function (GO): protein kinase binding
Source: RefSeq, a predicted model, not a curated record
CAUGGCGGAGACGGGCUGUGACGGGAGGUGAAUGAGGAAGAGAUGACGCUGUAACUGGGUUUCUGCCCAGACCUCUCACAAAGCUGAUAGUUCCGCCGGGUUCACCAAGAAGAUUCUUGCUUUCUGGCCGGUGAAGAAAAUACUGUCCUUGUCUUGUGCUGAUUUUUGGAGUUUUGCUACUCACGCUCCUAUUAGGCUACCUGCCUGAGACGCGGUCAUGAUCAGUGAAGUUCUCUUGUAACCUGUCUCCGAAACGUCAGCUUCCUGUUAAGAUACGUGUUGACAGAAUAGUUUUUAACUCAUAGCUUUGCCGGCUGCCGAUGCGUGAAAACGACCAUUGGUGUGCUGCGCCUGUCGGUGCAGUUUCCGACACAGACUGUGUCAAGUUUCAACAAGACAGUGAGACACACGGGACUUGGCUGGAAUCGCUGUAACAACUUCGCUGCUGGAGUGUGUGUGUGACUUCAACCCCUGACUUGCUGCUUUCAGAUCAAACUUAUAGUUUUAGAUGAAAGUGCUUUGUGAUGCAUGUCAGUUUGGAUGGAGUGGCAAGUGUUUUGUUUUGCAUUAAGGGACCGUGCGUAACAAGGGGAAAGCUAUCCAAGUGUUUUUCCAUCGACUAUCCUGCGUAACCGCCUACGGGAGGUUGAACAGGUGUCUUACCUGUUAUUGCCACCUGCCCCUUUCUAGUAGCCAUGGCUAGCGAGGAGACACCGAGUGCUUCGCAAGUUGGUGAUCGCGACAAGGACGAGAAAGCGACAAUGUCCAUCAAUCCUCCAAUUCCUAUCAGAGGAAUACGAAUGAAAUUUGCUGUCCUCGCCGGCCUGGUGGAUGUUGGGGAAGUUUCUAACCGAGACAUUGUGGAAACCAUCUUCAAUCUGUUGGUGGGAGGUCCCUUUGACCUGGAGAUGAACUUUAUCAUCCAAGAAGCCCAGAGCAUUGGCUGCAUGGUGGAGCUGCUGAGCAAGUGUGACCCCACAUGCCAGGCCGAAGUGUGGAGUAUCUUCACUGCCAUCCUGAAAAAAAGUGUCCGCAACCUGCAGGCCUGCACUGAAGUGGGCCUUAUCCAGCAGGUCCUGGAUUGUGUGGACAAAGCGGAUUGCAUGAUAGCAGACUUGAUGGUGGAUAUGUUGGGGGUGCUGGCCAGUUACAGCAUCACGGUGAAGGAGCUGAGACUGUUCUUCAGCAAGUUGCAAGGGACAAAAGGACAAUGGCCGCCCCAUGCUGUGAAGCUGCUGUCUGUGCUGAAGUCCAUGGCCCACAGAGUUGGACCCGACUCUUUUUUCAGCUUUCCAGGAAAGAGUGCUGCGGCCAUUGCCCUGCCUCCAAUAGCCAAAUGGCCUUAUCAGAAUGGUUUUACCUUCCAUACGUGGCUACGCGUGGAUCCCCUAAACAACAUCAACGUGGAUAAAGACAAGCCUUACCUCUACUGUUUUCGGACAAACAAAGGCCUAGGCUACUCAGCACACUUUGUGGGUGGCUGUCUCAUCAUCACCUCGUUAAAGUCCAAAGGGAAGGGCUUCCAGCACUGUGUGAAAUAUGACUUCAAGCCCCAGAAGUGGUACAUGGUGACAAUCGUUCAUGUCUACAACCGCUGGAAGAACAGUGAAAUCAGCUGUUACGUUAAUGGGGAACUGGCUUCUUAUGGAGAGAUCACCUGGUUUGUGAACACCAGUGACACUUUUGAUAAGUGCUUUCUGGGCUCGUCUGAGACGGCAGAUGCAAACCGCGUGUUCUGCGGGCAGAUGGGAGCAGUGUACCUCUUCAAUGAAGCUCUGAGUGCUGCCCAGAUCCUGGCCAUUUUUCAGCUUGGACCUGGCUACAAGGGGACCUUCAAAUACAAAGCAGAAAGCGAUCUGCUGUUUGCAGAGCAUCACAAGUUGCUGCUUUAUGAUGGCAAGCUGUCCUCAAGCAUUGCUUUCACUUACAAUCCUCGAGCCACGGAUGCUCAGCUCUGUCUGGAGUCCUCACCCAAAGACAACGCCUCGAUCUUCGUCCACUCACCUCAUGCCCUCAUGCUGCAGGAUGUCAAGGCAGUGGUCACACAUUCAGUCCAGAGUGCCAUCCACUCUAUUGGGGGUGUGCCGGUGCUGUUUCCCUUGUUUGCACAGCUGGACUUCCUCCAGCCCUGUAGUGAUGAACUUGAUUCGUCUAUCUGUUGUACCCUCUUGUCGUUUGUGAUGGAACUCCUGAAGAAUUCGGUGGCUAUGCAAGAGCAGGUGCUUGCCAGCAAGGGUUUCCUGGUGAUAGGUUACACCUUGGAGAAGUCUUCCAAACUUCAUGUAACACGACCAGUUUUGGACAUCCUGCUGACUUUUGCACGCUACCUGAGCAAUUUGCCGAACGGUGUCCCACUGCUGAAACAGUUGUGUGAUCACAUUCUGUUCAAUCCCAUCAUAUGGAUUCAUGCACCAGCUAAGGUCCAGCUGUCACUGUACACAUACUUGGCAACAGAGUUCAUCAGCACUGUCACCAUUUAUAAUGCCAUUCGGCGAGUUGGCACCGUCCUGCAGGUGAUGCACACACUCAAGUACUUCUACUGGGUGGUAAAUCCACAGGACCGCAGCGGAGUCGCCCCUAAAGGCAUGGAUGGUCCUAGGCCAAGUUCAAAGGAGAUCCACUCUCUCAGAGCAUUCCUUCUGCUUUUUGUAAAGCAGCUCAUCAUGAAGGAUUACGGGGUGAAGGAGGAUGAACUUCAGAGUAUUCUGAACUAUCUUCUCACAAUGCAUGAGGAUGAAAAUCUGAUGGACGUGCUGCAGCUCCUCGUAGCCCUCAUGUCAGAGCAUCCUAGCUCCAUGGUCCUAGCCUUUGACCAGCGCAAUGGAAUACGGGUUGUUUUCAAGCUCCUGGCAUCCAAGAGUGAAGGAAUCCGAGUGCAGGCGCUCAAAGUCCUUGGCUAUUUCCUGAAGCAUCUGCCACCAAAGAGAAAGUCUGAAGUGAUGCUCAGCCAUGGGCUCUUCUCUCUUCUCACUGAGAGGCUCAUGCUCCACUCCAACCAGUUCACCCUCACCAGCUACAACGUGCUCUUUGAGAUUUUAACCGAGCAGAUCUGUACCCAAGUGAUCCACAAACAGCAUCCAGACCCAGACUCUGCUGUAAAGAUCCAGAAUCCUCAGAUCUUAAAAGUGAUCGCAGCUCUACUGAAAAACUCACCACCUGGUCCAGAGAGCAUGGAAGUGCGGCGCAUCUUCCUAUCUGACAUGAUCAAACUGUUUAACAACAGCAGAGACAACAGGAGGAGUCUGCUGCAGUGCUCGGUAUGGCAGGACUGGAUGUUGUCCCUGUGCUUCAUUUCUCCGAAGAACAGCGAGGAGCAGAAAAUCACUGAAAUGGUUUACGCCAUAUUCCGGAUCCUUCUCUACCAUGCUAUUAAGUAUGAGUGGGGAGGCUGGAGGGUUUGGGUGGACACACUUUCCAUCACUCAUUCAAAGGUCACCUUUGAACAACACAAGGAGAAUUUGGCUCGAAUGUUCCGGGAGUAUCAGAGACUUGGUUCUGAUUCUGGUUCUGCCACCCAGAUCCGCACAGUAUCUGGGGCCAGUCAGGAUGCAGAGCUUCAAAGUCAUGCUCCUGGAGAAAUGAUGGAACCUCCAGUGCAGGAGGAGAUGGCUCCCUCCACAGUGAUCGAGCUAUGUGUGGAAGACAGUCCACCUCUUCAAGGUCAUGCUGAGAAGGAGGAAAGGGAUGGGGAAAAAGCUAAACAUGAGAAGAGUGAAGGAGGAAAAGAUGAAGAGAGAAAUCAAACUCCUGUUGUGGUGUCAAAUAUCAUACUUCGUGCUGAAGAAGAGGAGAAAGAAGAGGGUGAGCGGAGAGCUCAACAGCCAGACAGUGAAGCGUGUGGUAAUCAUUCAAUUAAGGAAGAAAGUCUGAGUGAAACCAGCAUAUCAGAUGGUGAAGUUCUCAAACACAGCAUGGAGCCUGCUGAUAAUGUAACAGAGCUGAAACCUGAACCAAAUAAACAGCCUGAUGCUGCAGAACAAGGGACAGAGAGUGAAGAGACUGAAGAGGUUGUAGAAAAAGCAGAAACUGCAAAGGUCGAAGAUGAGAGAAGAAAAUCAGAUGCAAGUGUAGAAGAAGCAGACAAUGUAAAACUGGCAGAUGGGAAAGAUGAUGUCCAAGAAAAGUGUGAGAUUGAUGAAGAGAAGAUGAGACAAAAGGAAGAAUCUGAUUCAAGAGAAAUGGUGAACGAGCUAGCGACAUCUGAAAUCAAAGAAGACUCUAUGGAGCAAGGAAGCUCUGAAUUGUCCAACAACAAUGAAACAAGCACAGCUGGUGCAUCCAUUGUAAACGAAGACUUGGUAGACGUUUCAUCCUUAAGCGAAGCAGUCAAAGCAAGUGAUGACAGCAUGGAGGAAUCCUCUUUUGUUUCUGCUAUGGGAGAUGCAGAUGAAGAGCAUGAGAAUGAAGAGCAGAGUAAGGCAACACAGUCAGAUCUCAGGGAGCCAGAUACACAAGCACAAAGUUCGAUUGUUAUGGAUAAGGAUGAGAUGACUGAAAGUAAUGAAGGAUUCAAAGAACAAGAUUCCCAAGAUGUGGACAAAGACUUGGUUGACACCAGGGAGGCGCUCCCCACUGCAACGUCUACUGUGGGACCCAUAGCAGAAUCAGUUGAAUUGGAAGAAUCCAGUGCACAGCCAGUGGAACCAGUAGACACUGCAGAGCCUGCAACAGUAGAAGUCCCCACUGCAGAACCUGCAACAGUAGAAAAUACUGCAGAACCUGCAACAGUAGAAGUCCCCACUGCAGAACCUGCAACAGUAGAAAACACUGCAGAACCUUCAACCGUAGAAGUCCCCACUGCAGAACCUGCAACAGUAGAAGCCCCCACUGCAGAACCUGCAACAGUAGAAGUCCCCACUGCAGAACCUGCAACAGUAGAAGUCCCCACUGCAGAACCUGCAACAGUAGAAGUCCCCAGUGCAGAGUCAGCAAAAUCAGACCAGCAGGUUCUAGAGACAUCUGCAGCACGGACACAGGAUGAAGAUGGCAGCAAUGCACAAAAGUCUGCAGAGUCUGGAAAGGAGCAAAUAGAAGGCACUGCUGCCAAGACUAAAGAAGUGAAAAUUGCCCGUCUUGAUGUUUCUAGUGUAGCUACGGACACCGAGAGAUUGGAACUGAAGGAGGCAGCUGCAUCGGAGGCAAGUCAGGCCCAAGCCACGGCAUCUGGUCCUUCCCCAGCAAGCAGAGACAGUACCUCAUCAUCCACUCGUUCCACCAUGUUCCGUAUCCCAGAAUUCAGAUGGUCCCACAUGCACCAGAGGCUUUUAACUGACCUGCUCUUUUCCAUAGAAACAGACGUGCAGAUGUGGAGAAGCCAUUCCACCAAGACAGUGAUGGACUUUGUCAACAGCAGUGAAAAUGUGGUGUUUGUACACAACACUGUACACCUCAUCUCUCAAGUGGUGGACAAUCUCAUUAUGGCCUGUGGUGGGAUCCUUCCUCUGCUCUCAGCUGCUACGUCCUCUUCGCAUGAGCUGGAGAGCAUCGAACCAUCUCAGGGGUUGGCGGUGGAGGCGUCGGUCACAUUCCUGCAGCGUCUCAUCAGCCUGGUGGAUGUGCUGAUCUUUGCCAGCUCCCUGAGCUUCACGGAGAUUGAGGCCGAGAAGAACAUGUCCUCUGGUGGCAUCCUUAGACAAUGCCUUCGACUCGUGUGUGCCAUGGCUGUGCGGAACUGUCUGGAGUGUCAACACCAUAGUCAGUCUGGCCCAGAGAGCGCUCGUGGUCACAAAAGCCUCAUGGGAGCUGCCAGGUCCAUGCCUGCUCAGAGUCCAGUGGAUAUGGUGACUGGUGGGAUGUCUCCAAUCAGAGACAUUGACAGACUUUUGCAGGACAUGGACAUAAACCGCCUGCGAGCAGUGGUCUUCAGAGACAUUGAGGACAGUAAGCAGGCACAGUUUUUGGCUUUGGCUGUAGUUUACUUCAUCUCUGUGCUAAUGGUUUCUAAAUACCGGGACAUUUUGGAGCCUCAAAAUGACAAAAGACCUGUCCAGCACAGCCAGUCCAGCAAGAGCACAGAGAGUGCUUCCUCUGGCCUUGAUGUAGAUAGCACUGUGUCACUCCGCCGACGGGAUUCAGGCAUAGGGGAUGAGCAGUCCUCUAUGACCCCGAGUGAAUGCGCGGCUACCAGCUCACAGGGUCCCGAUGCCAUCUCCGAGGCACUGACGACGCUGUCCGUAGAAGUCAAGAAAGGCCAGGAGGGAGCUGGUGAACGUGAGGCCAAGGGAAAGAAUGUGAAAGACAUCUUGCGCAGCCUGGUGAGUGGGCCAGCGGAUGACGUCAUGGUGGACCCCAGCCUGCUGCCUCCUACCUUCCUUGGUCCCGUCGGCGCAGACGGCCGUGAUCAGUCUCUCCAGUUCCACUCCUUUGACAGGAGUGUUGUAGUGGCUCCAAAGAAAGCGGGCGGAGGACAGGGCCCAGCCAGUGUGUCCAUUGCUGUGGCCAACCCGCCAGCCCCUCCAGCAGGAGCGACUCCAACCAACAAUGUGGCUGUGGUGUCCAGUAGUGACACUACCCAGAGUGCUUCAGCUGACUCUGCCACUGCUGAUCCUGGAAGCACCAACCUGCCAUCUGUCCCUGCGCUGUCCCCAGCCAGCCAGCACACCACCCCCAACAUGAGUAUCUCUGAGAGACUUGAGCAUGCUUUGGAGAAAGCGGCACCAUUACUGCGGGAAAUAUUUGUGGACUUUGCACCGUUCCUGUCUCGGACCCUACUGGGUAGCCACGGGCAGGAGCUGCUCAUAGAGGGCACAAGUUUAGUGUGCAUGAAGUCCAGCAGUUCGGUGGUGGAGCUGGUGAUGCUACUGUGUUCACAGGAGUGGCAGAAUUCAAUCCAGAAGAAUGCUGGCUUGGCUUUUAUUGAACUAGUCAACGAGGGCAGGCUGUUAAGUCAUACUAUGAAGGACCAUCUGGUACGUGUGGCCAAUGAAGCUGAAUUCAUCCUGAGUAGACAGAGAGCAGAAGACAUUCACAAGCAUGCUGAGUUUGAGUCUCACUGUGCACAGUAUGCAGCCGAGAAGCGAGAUGAGGAGAAGAUGUGUGACCACCUAAUCAGAGCAGCCAAAUACCGUGACCAUGUCACUGCCACCCAGCUUAUUCAGAAGAUUGUCAACAUUCUCACAGACAAACAUGGAGCCUGGGGAUGCUCUUCAAUCAGCCGGCCUCAGGACUUCUGGCGCCUUGACUACUGGGAAGACGACCUGAGAAGGAGAAGACGCUUCAUCAGGAACCCCUAUGGUUCCACACACUCUGAAGCAACGCUUAAAGCUGCAGCUGAGCAUGCUCCUGAUGAAGACGUCCUGAAGGGAAAACCGUCAAUCAGAAGUCCGGCUCUGGGUCAUCAGAACUCGGAGAGCGAAAUACUGGUUGAUGGUGAUGAUGACACGCUGUCGUCUUUAGAGGAAAAGGAGUUCGAAAACCUCACAGGCCCUGUGAACCUGAGCACCGGGGCUCAGCUGGUCGCGCCAGCCGUUGUGGUGAAGGGAACCCUGUCCAUCACAGCUUCGGAAGUGUACUUUGAGGUGGAUGAGGAAGAACCGAGCUUUAAGAAAAUCGAUCCCAAGAUUCUGGCCUACACUGAAGGGCUCCAUGGGAAAUGGCUGUUCACCGAGAUCCGUGCCAUAUUCUCUCGGCGCUACCUCCUGCAGAACACGGCGUUGGAGAUCUUCAUGGCCAACCGAACAGCGGUUAUGUUCAACUUCCCUGAUGUGGCCACUGUGAAGAAGGUGGUGCAUUGCCUUCCCCGUGUGGGAGUGGGCACCAACUUUGGCCUCCCCCAGACAAGGCGUAUCUCAUUAGCCACCCCAAAGCAGCUGUAUAAGGCCUCCAGCAUGGCUCAGCGAUGGCAACGGAGGGAGAUCUCCAACUUUGAGUACCUCAUGUUCCUCAACACUAUAUCUGGUCGUACAUACAAUGAUCUGAACCAGUAUCCAGUUUUUCCUUGGGUCAUCACAAACUACGAGUCUGAGGAGUUGGAUCUCACACUACCUAGCAACUUCAGAGAUUUAUCCAAGCCAAUUGGAGCCCUAAAUCCAAAGAGGGCUGCCUUCUUCUCUGACCGCUAUGAAUCAUGGGAGGAUGACCAGGUCCCAAAAUUCCACUAUGGAACCCAUUACUCCACCUCCAGUUUCACCCAGAUGUGGUUGCUGCGCAUCGAACCAUUCACAACAUUUUUCCUGAACUUCCAAGGGGGGAAGUUUGACCAUGCGGACCGGACUUUCUCGUCAGUAUCCAGGGCCUGGAGAAAUUGCCAGAGAGACACGUCUGAUGUUAAGGAGUUGAUUCCAGAAUUUUACUAUCUACCUGAGAUGUUUGUCAACUCCAAUAGCUACAACCUGGGGGUGAUGGACGAAGGGACUGUGGUGUCAGAUGUGGAGCUGCCGCCAUGGGCCAAGGACCCUGAGGAGUUUGUGCGCAUCAACCGACUGGCUUUGGAGAGUGAGUUUGUGUCCUGCCAGCUGCAUCAUUGGAUUGACCUCAUCUUUGGCUACAAGCAGCAGGGCCCGGAGGCUUUGCGCGCGCUUAAUGUCUUCUACUACUUGACGUACGAAGGCACAGUCAACCUCAGCUCCAUCAGCGACCCGAUGCUGAGAGAGGCGGUUGAAUCUCAGAUCCGGAGUUUUGGACAGACACCAUGUCAACUGCUUAUUGAGCCACACCCUCCUAGAAGCUCAGCCAUGCAAGUGACUCCACUGAUGUUCACCGAGCAGAUGCAGCAAGACGUCAUCAUGGUGCUCAAGUUCCCUUCCAAUUCUCCAGUCACCCAUGUCGCGGCCAACACCCAACCUGGCCUAGCAAGCCCGGCUAUCAUCACGGUUACUGCUAACCGCCUCUUCUCUGUCAACAAGUGGCACGGCCUCACUGGUCAUCAAGGCUCUUCUGUUCAAGAUCAGCAGUACCAACUACCGGUGGAGAUCGACCCUUUGAUAGCCAGUAAUGUAGGGAUGCAUCGCAGGCAGAUCACAGACCUACUGGAUCAGAGCAUCCAGGUGCAUUCCCAAUGCUUCACAAUUACUGCUGACAACCGCUUCAUCCUGCUUUGUGGCUUCUGGGACAAGAGCUUCCGCGUCUACUCCACUGACUCAGGAAAACUGACUCAAAUCGUGUUUGGUCAUCGGGAUGUGGUGACAUGUCUGGCACGCUCCGAGUCGUACAUUGGAGGUGAUUGCUAUGUGCUGUCAGGUUCGAGGGAUGCUACACUACUGCUCUGGUACUGGAAUGGAAAACACAACAGCAUUGGAGAAAACCCUGGAAAAGAGUUUGUGACACCGAGGGCCAUCUUGACGGGACAUGACUGCGAGGUGACAUGUGCAAGUGUAUGUGCGGAGCUGGGCCUUGUCAUCAGUGGCUGUAGGGAGGGACCAUGCUUGAUCCACUCAAUGAAUGGAGACUUGCUGCGAACGUUGGGUGCCCCAGAGGGGUGUGUGCGGCCUCGUCUCGUGCAGGCCUCCACUGAGGGACACUGCGUGGUGUACUACGAAAAGGGACACCUCUGCCUGUUCAGUGUCAACGGAAAACUGCUUUCCCACAAGAACAUGGAGGAGAAUGUGAAGGCUAUGCUGCUGAGCAGGGAUGGGCAGUACCUGCUUAGUGGAGGGGAUGGAGGUGUUCUGACUGUUUGGCAAGUUCAUGACCUGAAGCAGCUCUUCACCUACCCAGGCUGUGAUGCAGGCAUCCGAUCCAUGGCCAUGUCCCAUGACCAGAGGUGCAUUAUAACGGGAAUGGCAUCCGGCAGCAUUGUACUGUUCUAUAAUGACUUCAACAGAUGGCACCAUGAGUACCAAACUCGUUACUGAGGGACCAGCACUCCACAGUACUGACAUUUGCUUGGCCAGUGUCACCAUGGCAACAGCAUUGGCCACUGAAAACGCAAUCCUGCCAUGGGUCUCAGAGGCACUAUCCUGAAUACAUAAUAAAAUUCUGAAUGUAUCACACAAAAUAAAUUUUAAAAGUAAACUAUUUUUGAAAUGGCAAUUGCUAUAUUUUGUAGAUCUUGUGACGUUUCAUAUAUUAAAUCUUAAGGUGUCAGGGUUGCAUACAUAUCAUUGAUAUAAAUAUAUUUUAGCGGUUUAAGUAUAUUUUCACCUUUGCCCACCAGGCUAUAGUGGACAAUGGCUAUAUGACUAUAUUUACAUCUGAUGUCCAUAUAUAGAUUCCAUAUAUUUGUGUACUUUUUGGGGUGAUCUUUUUUUUUCUUGUUGUCUUUUGGGGGAUUUUUUUUCUUAAUAGCUUUUUGCUGCUGCUGUAGGGGUGCAGUUUUAUGGUGACUGAAGUGACUCAGAUGCAGGUCUUACUGUACUUGAGCUGCAUACACAUGUCUUUUUAUUGCAUAUUCUAUACUAAAGCUAAAUCCUGGCAUACAUUUCUGCACUGUAUUUUGCAGCACAUCAAAAAAAUGUUUCAUGGAAGAGGGAGGUGGCAUGUGAAGGAUCCACAAGGGCAAGUGGAGAUUGUGUAGUCAUGUUUGAAAUUGGUGGACUGUCAGUGAGUGGACCCUGAUUGCUCCAGCAGCUAAAGUCGCACUCUUAAUCACUGUAUCUGUAACUCGAUGUCAUAGCGUGCACAGCUUCUCAUGUAACCAAUUUUUCCAGUAGACGUGUGCAAAUUUCUCUGGUGGUAUGGAGAUGGUAGAGGAAUGGUCUAUCUCAGAGUAUCUUGCACGUUUGUUAUCCAGACAUUCCUCAUUCAUUUUGUUUUUGAUUAUAAUAUUGGUAAGUGCUGAUGACUGAUGGAAAUCACUGUUUUUAUUGUCUCCCAGCACCAUGACAGUUUCUACUGGGUGUCUUCUUGAUUUGUGUGAUGAGUCAAAACAAUAAAAUUUAAUUUCCUUUCAGAAGUUA